AUGGAGGAGUUGGUAUGCGCGGAGAAGCAUGAGGAUGGUCGUGGUGCGGUCUCCCGAAAUCACGGUGAUGAACUAUCAGCGGAUGAGGCCUCAGAGCUCAUUGGUGCUCCAUUUGACGUCGAUUUCGGCCGAGGGAUGGAUAUUGGUAUGAUUCUUCCGAUGGGUGAGUUCUCACUUAUCCCUAUGAACGAACUUUACGAUGCAAUCGAUGAUGUCCAUGAGUUGGCUGGCAGGGACAACGCGGUGAUUGCUCGAGCGCAGCAGCCGAAGCGGCUCCGACAUGGGAUGGUCCCUGUGGGCAACGUUCUCAACGGACUACUCGGGCAAAUGUUGAGUCAGAUGAUGACCGGCUCGUUGGGGGGGAUAGAAGGGGAGUCCACCUUUAGCAUGAAUACGACGGCCAGCGAGGUUGUUAUUGCUGGGCAACUCCCGAAGCAGACUCUACGGAGUGAACUCGGAGAAGAGGAUAACGGUAUCACCGUGAAGCAAAUUGGUAGGGGUAUCGCACUACAAGUGAGGAAGACUGAUGGCCCGUUGGUGACGGAGAUCCAAAGAUAUUAUCCGAUGUCGGAGGACUGUUUGCUGGAAGAGACGAAGGUUGUCUAUGACCAGAAAAGUGGCAAGCUCCGAGUGACUGUUCCCCGGAACUCGGACAUGUCUGCUACUGAUGGUGGCACAGUAAGCAAUCCUGAGGCGCAUUCGGAGGAGAUCAAACGGCAGCUCGAUGAGGAGGCACAGAGAGAUGGUGUCAAGGUCCGCUUUGGUGAUGAUGAUACUCUCACUGUCAUCGUGCCGACCUCACUCGGUCGAAUGGCUAGGUUUAAUGGGAGCCGCAUCGAGUUGGAAAGUGGCCGAGUUGUGACGAUACCUGUGGAGGUCAAUAUGCUACUGGAUGAGUAUGAGACUGAUGAACUCGAUGCGAGAGAGCAUACAUUCAGAAGCUCCGAGGUAUCGAGGAAAAUACCGAUAACCAAUGAUGAGCUCUAG
Molecule: messenger RNA, 987 nt
Organism: Perkinsus marinus ATCC 50983
Lineage: Eukaryota; Perkinsozoa; Perkinsida; Perkinsidae
Exons: 1
Coding region: 1-987 (328 amino acids)
Source: RefSeq, a predicted model, not a curated record